Ictalurus punctatus (channel catfish) is the source of this 4004-nucleotide messenger RNA. It is a transcript of the gene rassf5, whose product is annotated as Ras association domain family member 5. Gene Ontology annotation, cellular component: nucleus. The coding region runs from base 160 to 1671 and encodes 503 amino acids. Gene Ontology annotation, biological process: signal transduction. The record is from RefSeq and is a predicted model, not a curated record. NCBI's taxonomy places the organism in Eukaryota, Metazoa, Chordata, Actinopteri, Siluriformes, Ictaluridae. The transcript is spliced from 6 exons.
GUUUGAGUUUGCGUGGGCAGUGAGGAGGGCAGAGAGGCGCGUCUUCUUUAAGAGCGCGUCCUCCGACUCGCUGCCAUUUAAAGCUUGUCGCAUCCAAGCGCGUCACGACUUAACCGACUAUCACCAUUCAUCGCACGUACAGUCGCCCGGCUGAAAGCGAUGGCGUCCGUUACGUUAGGACAACACCCGGGUCGGCACCACCUCGAUUCAGAUAAGCUGUUCUUCCGCAAAUUGGCGAACGAGGGGAAGAAAUUAAUGCGCAAACCGUCACAGGAGAAAAUGACGCGGGAGCGCGCGGCACCUCUGAGAGCACCACUAAACCACCGACCAUCUUCAGACACGCUGAGCGGGACAGCAUUAGAGAUGUGCGAGAACAGUGAUGCACAACCGCCACGUAGUACGCAUGGGACGACGGACGCGGACGCGGACAGAGUCCCCGCGGCGCAGCGCGCACUGGAAUGUGCGUGUUACGACGCGGCUCAGGCGCAGCCUCGCAGCCGCACCGACGCGCAGAACGCGAACACGAACAACAACGGCAUCAUCAGAGGUAACGCUCGAAGAAGCUCGGCGAAAAGUGUCCACGAACUGUCAGGAGGCAAACACGUAAAGUUCCGGUCCUUGUCCGCAGACGGAGACACGUUAGAAGGAAUCCAGCUCGAGCGGCUUACGCAGGGCAGACGAGGAGUCGUAAGGCUUAUGCGGACUGAACAACCGAGAAGGCAAGCAUGGUCAAUAUUCGAUCAAGAUGAGUCCAGGGUGAACAAGGAAAAAGGAGAAGGACACCUUUUCGCCCCCCGCAGGGUCACGCAGGACUGGUGCGACGCCUGCAACCGGCUGAUCAAGAGCACGGCGCUCCGGUGCGAAUACUGCAGUUACACUUGUCACCUGGACUGUGAGAACCAUGUACAGCUCGACUGUAACCAGGGAAAUGUGCAAAAAGAAGACACGCCUACCGACCCCCCAUGCAGGGCAUAUUCUACAGCACCUCCAGCAAAGAACACCACUAAAGAGAAAGAAGAGGAGAACCAACAGUCCCUCACCGAGGAGGAGGUCAAGGCAAAGAUAGAAGAGUACAACUCUAAAGUGUCCGAAAAUGGAAUGAAAUUAGCUGCUGACGGGACAUACAACGGCUUCAUUAAGGUCCACCUGAAGCUGCGGCGGCCGGUCACACUGAUAUCAAAGGACGCGAACAGCUCAGGGAACUCGGAGAACAGCUUGGCAGCGGACGAUAUUUCAGACAAACGCACAUCCUUCUAUCUGCCCAGUGAAGCUGUAAAGCAGCUCCAUGUCAGCAGCACCACCACAGUCAGAGAGGUCAUCGAGGGCCUGCUCCGGAAGUACAUGGUGCAGGACAAUCCACUCAAGUUUGCUCUCUACAAGCAAAUGCACCGACAUGGACAGGAUCUUUUCCAGAAGCUUCCAGACUCUGAGCACCCACUGCUGCUUCGCCUGUUGGCAGGUCCUGAUCUAGAGAAACUCUCAUUCGUACUGAAGGAAAACGAGACUGGAGACGUAGAGUGGCAUGCGUUCUCCGUGCCCGAGCUGCACAACUUCUUGGCCAUCCUGGAGAAGGAGGAAAGUGAGAGGGUGAAGCAGGUAACGCAGCGCUACGUGGCCUACCGUCAGAAACUCUUAGAGGCUCUGCAGGAAGUACAGAACAAACCUGGCUAGUGCACUGAGCCUAUGGACAGACUCAUUAAAAACUCUCCACUUAGGAUUCCCCAAAACCCCCAGACCUCCCUCAUGACCUCUGGAGCCUAAUAAAGAGAAGGUGUGUGAGGGGGUGUCAGGACAUAAAGAACAAGGAGAUCACACAAUCACGUCACUCAAGACGCAAACGCCACGCACAUGGAGAUCCAGGAGUGUGUUUCUGACUCAUGUGGUUGAUGUUUGAAAAGGAUUUUUGUCUGUCUGUCCACAUUUCUGUAUGAUGCUGCUGCUAUGACUGCUACUGCGAGUGUUACUUAGCAUGACUUUCUUUUUCUUUAUCUUUGCUAGCGUGUCCUCCAUCAGGGAUUUUUUUUUUUUUAAGUAGACGAAGAAUCUAUAUAAAAAAAAUAAAAAUAAAAAAUAGAAACUAUCAAGGCUAUAAAGAGUCCUGGAAGUGAACUUUAAGUAAGUAAAUAAAUGUAAAAGCUUAGGAUAAGUCUAUUUUAAAAGGCUGGAUCAAUACUCAUUCACACUCACUUGCAUUUUACAGCAUCAUUUUAUAUCUUAUCUAAUACCAUUAUGAACAAUGUACUCUAUUCAGACUUUCUGUACAAAUCAAUAUGCCAUUUGCUGAAAGCAUCUGCUGUGAUAGUCGCACACCUUUCAAAUCAAUAACCACAACAUGUCACUUAGUAGCCAACACUGCAUAUUCAACUCGUCCAAUCAGCACUGAUUAUUGUCUAUCAUCCAUAUACAUCCAUAGAUACACUUGGAACGACGUGGAGGCUUUUUCCGUCUAAUCUAUAAACAUUAUAAAUUAGACUGGACAACUAUAAAUUAUAAGCAUGUUCUAACGUAGACGUCUCAAACCAAACCCUACGGAAAUGUGAAACAACUAUAGCGUACAUGUAGAGUGUAUAGUGCGUGGGCUCUUUUGUAAGGAAGUGUGUUUCAUGUGCUUCGUCUGUUCUGGUGUGACAGGAAAGCUUAUGGAAGCGCCCAGCCUCAACACACACCCAUGACUCAGAGCUUUGACGCAAACUGUCGCAUAUUGCUAAUUUAGUGUGUCUGGUAUCUAAUAUGUAGGAGAUGAGAUUAUAUAACGUACUGUAGCCUGGAUAAUCAUAUCUGAUCAUCGUUUCAGCUAAGUGGGCAAAGCAAGGCUGUGGGUUGUCUUCUCAUAAGCUGAGAAACACCAUAAUGGAUUUUACACCAAAGUUAACAGGGACACAUAAGCUUAAUGUUUUUUAAUGAUCUGAAUAGAAAGCAUAUUUCGUGCAUUGUUGAUUAAAAACGAGUUACUUGGACAAGGAAGAACAGACGACCAAGUGGUGAGCCGGAAUAUAUAGUGGUGAGCCGGAAUAUAUGAUUUGCUUUGUAUUUUUCUUUGAAUUCUAAAAUAUUUUAACAAAGGGAUUCGUGGUGCUUUUAAGUGUGAAUGAGAUUUCAUUCUGUCUGACACUGAAUAUCAUCAUGGAGCUCAUAGCAGUGCUACUAGAAAGCACAGAAAGGUGAUGAGUAAUGAGAGAAGGUCAAUGAUGUGAACUUUACAGUCUGAUAAUAACAACUGAGUUCCAGCCUAUGGGGGUUUUGGGGGUUUUGUUUUUUUUAUUUAUUUUAUUUUUUUAUGCCAGUUCCACCUCUGCAAUGCAAAUUAGUAGCCAGGGACAAUCCAGACUAACACUUGUUGUGUUAUGUUAGAAUGUUAGUCUUUUUUCUACAGUAUAAUCAUCGGAGUUGAAUUAGCUGCACUCAAAUGAUCACUGUUAGAAUUCAUUUAACACCAUUACUGUAAAUAAUGGCCUAACGACACAAUGAUUGGAAAUGAUGGCCAAAAAGGUCAUUUGAGGGCUUCAUUUUAGAGCCUUGUCUCCACCACUUUUUUGCCCCUGUGCUGCCCUGCUGGCUCUGAUGCUAAUUUUACAAGCGCGCCUCCUAGAGCAUGGGAGGUAUAACAUACAGCCAUGAGUAAACUGGGUAGGACGGGCCGAAUACUUCCUUUCGGCCUGUACCACUCGCUCUUGUGUUCCCGCAGGCAGUGCCUUUUGUCUGUGUGUAGCCUUACCUGAACGUGUGUGUGUGUGUGUGUGUGUGUGUGUGUGUGUGUGUGUGUGGAAAUAUAUAUAUGUGCUCUGUUUUCCGUGUUUAUUUGCCUCAAAAGUGAGGAGAAAUGUGUAAGAGUGAAAGAAUGAACAACUGUGUGCAUAUGUGCAAGUCUGUUUAACUUAUUUUACAAUAUAUUUGGGGUUGUGGACUAUCUGGCAAAUCCUUUUUGAGGAUUCAGAACUGUGUAUCAUCUCGGAAACUGUAAAGAUAAUGAAAAGUGAAAUAAAAGGUCAUCAUUUUAUCUGUCA